AUGCAGCUCACGUCAUUCCAGACCAUCUUUCUCCUUCUCCCUUCAGUACUGUCCGCGACUUUCUACGUCUCACCUACCGGCUCGGACAGUGCCGCUGGAACCCUUGCCGCACCCUACAAAUCUAUCCAGGUUGCUGUUGACAAGGCUGUAGCUGGCGACAGCAUCUUGCUUCGGGGUGGCACAUACUCUCCGACCACGAACAUCCAGGUCAAGAAGUCUGGGACCGCAUCUGCGCGUAUUACCCUCGCAGCGUACCAGACCGAGGUCCCCAUCGUCGAUGGCGAGGCACUCACCGGCACACCCGCUCCUGUCGGUGGCAGCCUGGCUGCCGCUGACCGUGGCAUUCUCCAUGUCGAGAAAGCGUCUUAUUGGACGAUCAAGGGUAUUCAAUUCAUUAACGGACCCUACGGCGUAUACGCAGUCGACUCGAGCAACAACAUCUUCCAGCAACUCACCACUCGCCAGAACUACGAGACAGGCUUCCAGCUCCAGGGCAGCAGCGCAAACAACCAGAUAUUAUAUCUCGAUUCCUACGAGAACCGCGACCCGCGCAAGAAUGGCGAGUCUGCUGACGGCAUUGGUAUCAAGGAGGGCACUGGCGAGGGCAACCUUAUCAAGGGCGCUCGUCUGUGGAACAACGUCGACGACGGUCUCGACUUCUGGGAGUUCAAGAGUAAGAUCACCGUCGUCGACACCAUCGCGUGGGGCAACGGCGUAAACCGCUGGGGCUUCACCGACUUUCAGGGCGACGGCAACGGCUUCAAGCUCGGCGGUGGCGACGAAGCGGACAAGGGGCCCGCAGACCACCAGGUCAGUAACAGCAUUGCGUUCAACAACGUCGCGAAGGGAUUCACCGAUAACAGCCAACCCGGCAAUUUCAUCUUGCAGCGCAACACUGCCUGGAACAACGGCGAUGUUGGCUUCAAGAGCACCACUGCUGUAACAACGUUCACCAACAACAUUGCUGCGAGCAACAUCAAGAGCACCACCAACUCGGCGCAGGUCAGCUUGAACAGCGCUCAGAAGCAGACUGGGAACUCGUGGCAGGGCAGCACUACAUGGAAUAACACGACUUUCAAGUCGGUCGACAUCACGCUUGUGCAGGGCAAGCGUGAUCCUACAACAGGCAAGAUUGCUGCAAGCGACUUCUUGCUUCCCGCCAGCGGCGCGGCAAUUGGUGCGACUUCUGUUUGGUCGUAA
Molecule: messenger RNA, 1200 nt
Organism: Didymella exigua CBS 183.55
Lineage: Eukaryota; Fungi; Ascomycota; Dothideomycetes; Pleosporales; Didymellaceae
Product: polysaccharide lyase family 9 protein
Exons: 1
Coding region: 1-1200 (399 amino acids)
Source: RefSeq, a predicted model, not a curated record